Messenger RNA from Phyllostomus discolor (pale spear-nosed bat), 2785 nucleotides. It is a transcript of the gene ZNF385C, whose product is annotated as zinc finger protein 385C. The transcript is spliced from 9 exons. Bases 395 to 1909 code for a protein of 504 amino acids. Gene Ontology annotation, molecular function: nucleic acid binding; zinc ion binding. The record is from RefSeq and is a predicted model, not a curated record. Gene Ontology annotation, cellular component: nucleus. Lineage: Eukaryota; Metazoa; Chordata; Mammalia; Chiroptera; Phyllostomidae.
CGGGACAGGAGUUGAGGACUUGGGCUCCGGAGUCAGACAAGUGCAGGUGCAGGUCCGGCCCUGACGCGGUCAGAGCCUGCUCACUAAUCUACGACGUGGGGUAAUAGGUUAAUAAUAGUGCCCACCUCAUGGCGUUGCCGUGGAGUGUAGGAGAGGUCCUGUGCGUGAAGCUGCUGGCACACGGUCAGCUCUCGGUGAAGUGGCUGUCACUCUAAAGAGGACGUGGCCCGGCAGCCGGGUGGCGGAGACGGAGGCAGGGAACUUUGUAGAAGUUCUUGCACGGCCUUUCCAAGCACUUCGAAGAGUCCACUCUCCUGCCCGGGGACUCGAUUUCCUCUUCUGCUGAAGAGAACAUGUGGGCCAGGGGCCAUCCACGUGCAGGCCCGGCUGGGGUAUGAAGCGGCCACUGAGCCCAUCUCCUCCUGCUGAGAAGGAGCCCCCCAUACCUGGAGCUGCUGAGUGCCCUCCCCCGCCCCCGGAGCCACCCAAGCCCAAGCGUGAGAGAAAACGGCCAUCGUACACGCUGUGUGACGUCUGCAACAUCCAGCUGAACUCGGCAGCCCAGGCCCAGGUGCACUGCGAGGGGCGGGCCCACCAGAGGCGGCUGCGGCAGCUCAGCCUGGGCAAGGCCCCCGCAGGGCCAGCAGGCCCAGCAUCCAGCGCCCCCAGCCCUCUGCUGGCCUCCCUGCCCCUGCCUGCCAGGCCUCUGCAGCCCCCGCUGGACUUCAAGCACUUGCUGGCCUUCCACUUCAAUGGUGCCGCCCCGCUCAGCCUCUUCCCCAACUUCAGCACGAUGGACCCCGUCCAGAAAGCCGUCAUCAACCACACCUUCGGGGUCCCCACCCCCCUAAAGAAGAAGCUCUUCAUUUCCUGUAACAUCUGUCACCUGAGGUUCAACUCCGCGAACCAGGCCGAAGCGCAUUAUAAAGGCCACAAACAUGCCAGAAAACUCAAAGCCAUUGAAGCCGCCAAGAGCAAGCAGAGGCCCCAAUCCCUGGCCCAGGAUGGGACGCAGGUGUCCCCAACCCUAUCUGUAGCCAGCGGAGCCCCCAGAGAGCCACAGAGCAAAGCAGCUCCCGAAGACCCCCCGCCUGGCCCCCCACUCCAGCCACCACUGACCCCGGACCCGACACCCCGGGAGCCAGCCCACUCAGAACUCUUGGAUGCUGCCUCCUCUUCCUCUCCUUCCUCCUGCCCACCCUGCUCCCCAGAGCCUGGGAGAGAGGCCCCGGGGCCGGAGCCGGCGGCAGCCGCUGCGGGGAGCGGUGUGAGUGGGGAGAGCGGGAGCGAGAAGGGGCGCCUCUACUGCCCCACGUGCAAGGUGACCGUGAACUCCGCCUCUCAGCUUCAGGCUCACAACACAGGAGCCAAGCACCGGUGGAUGGUGGAAGGCCAGCGAGGGGCGCCCCGAAGGGGCCGGGGCCGCCCAGUGCCCCGGGGAGGAGCUGGACACAAGGCCAAGAGAGUGACGGGGGCCCGAGGGGGCAGGCAGGGGCCCAGCCCCCCCUUUCACUGCGCCGUCUGCCAGCUCCAGGUCAAUUCAGAGACGCAGCUCAAGCAGCACCUGAGCAGCAGGAGGCACAAAGACCGCCUGGCCGGGAAGCCCCCCAAGCCCUCCAGCCAGCACAGCAAGCUGCAGAAGCACGCAGCGCUGGCUGUGGGUAUCCUCAAGUCUAAGCUGGCCUUGCAGAAGCAGCUCACCAAGACGCUGGCAGCCCGCUUCCUGCCCAGCCCGAUCCCCGCCACAGCCGCAGCCAUCUGUGCCCUGCCAGGCCCCCUGGCCCUCCGGCCUGCCCCCACAGCGGCCGCCACCCUCUUCCCGGCUCCCAUCCUGGGCCCAGCUCUGUUCCGCACCCCAGCAGGGGCGGUCCGCCCUGCCACGGGACCCAUCCUCUUCGCCCCCUAUUAGCCUCCUAGGGAGGCCAGGGCCGGCAUCCCGGCGGUCACUCUCCCCAACAUGCCUCAGUUCCUCCAUCCUCCGGGGAACUUUUGACUGCCUAGGGGCUCCUGACCAAUCGAGGUAGAGCUGGGCUAGUUCCCAGGGCAGCUGCCCCUCAUUCCAUCUGGACUGGGGAUUCAACUAAUAACCCCCGGCCCAAGGGCCACCCCACGGGCCACCCCACUCUCAUCUCUCUAGCCUUCUCCGGCUAGUCCUGGGCUCCCACGCAUCUCCCAGACUGACUUUCAGGGAGCAGACAGAGAAACCCCAAAGGUCUAUGCAAAAUCCUAGCCCCAGCCCCGCGGUGCUCUCAUUCCCCCACUCCAGACCCACACCCACCCGGCCAAAGGCCCUGGAAACCUCAGCCUCUGGCCUGGGGACAAGUCUGUGCCGGACCCCCACUCCCACGCGCUGGGGAGGCCCUGCCCACGCACCGGAUGCUCUGGAGAAGGGCUGCAGCUGGUUCACCCAGGACGCGAUGACCCUGGGGGCGUGGCAAAGGCUGGGGGGGCAAGGGAGCAGCGCUGAGGUGGGGUACCGCCCUGGCAGGGGUGGUGCUGAAAGCUGUCAGGGGUCUUCAUCCGCUUGAAAGGGAGGGGGCCAGGCCAGGGGCGAUGAGGAUGAUGUUCUGCCUGGGCCCGGUUCUAACAGAGAAAGUGAUCGACCCGCUCUUGGCCUUUUACCGAUUUCUCCUGAACCCCAGCCCUGGGGCGGGAAGCACUGGGUCCUCCUCAGACUACGGACCCAGCGAACACCGAGUCCCCCAGGCGUCCUGGACAAAGAGCUUUCCUCUCCAGCUCUUUACCCCAAGCUGGUCCCCAGCACUAGACCUGGCCUUCCCUCCUC